Molecule: messenger RNA, 3162 nt
Organism: Mycetomoellerius zeteki
Lineage: Eukaryota; Metazoa; Arthropoda; Insecta; Hymenoptera; Formicidae
Exons: 4
Coding region: 185-3133 (982 amino acids)
Source: RefSeq, a predicted model, not a curated record
AAUCACAGUGCAUGUCAUCAUGAGUUGACUUUCCAGAGCAGAUUAUACAUUUCCCGUAUGCCUCCUCAGGAUACAGCAGGAUACAACAAAUCCUUCCAUAAGUAUAAACGUGCUAUCGUGAAUCCUUCUGUUUUAGGAUCGAAACCUAUACAUAUAACCAGUGAAUUUAUAAACACAUAGAAAAAUGCCGAAACUCAAGAUAGUCACAAGCAACACACACGCUCGGCCGCACUUUGCCAGCCACACGCAAUCCUCUUUGAUGAAAACACGAACGCCGAUGAAACUGAAGAAAUUGUCAUCGAUAAAGAAUGAAAAUGAAUCAAAGAAGUCGCAAAAAAGUGUCAUUCCUAAAUCGAACAGAAUCUACAAGAAACGAAGCAACAUCACAAAGCAGAGCAAAAGUAUGCAGAUGCUGGUAAUGAUCCUCAAGCAACAGGUAGACCGUCAUUCGACCAUUUUUCUCCCUGGUAGCGAUUUAACAGAAACAACCUGUCAGUUGGAGAAUUCAUUAAUUUCGCUUCAGGACAAUUUGAUCAAAGAUGUGUCUCACAAUCUCAAAAAUUGCAUUGCUAGUCCAGCUAAAUUAGCGACUCUUCGUAGCAAACAGACAAAAGUCAUGAAUGAGUUCGAAUCCUCUGCUGAAAAUUUGCAUGAUUCUCAGGAUGGAACGAAUUGUGCAGGAAGAGAUAAUUCGGACGACAUCCACGAUGCUUCUGAAGCUCGUACAGUUAUAGACAUUACGUGUAAACUUCAGUUGCAUUUGAGCGAUGAAGAGGAGCCCGCAGACUCGCAUAAUAAAGUCGAAAACCUCUAUCGCAGGACCGAAUGUGAGGAAAAACUUGACGACUCUUCGAACAAAAAUUGUACCGAAAUGCAAGUACAUCCACAAACUGUAAACGUCGCGACAAAUCGCAAACGCAUGGGAAAAACUUGGAUGUUUAGAAAAGCCAAGACCCAAAACGAGCACGUUGACGUCGAUCGCACUUGUCGUACUGAUUUACAAAAGUCCGAAACCACGCAACACGUUGGUACAGUUAUGAAUAGCGAUGCGAUUAUCCAGAAGAGGGGUGCUCUUCAAAAGACUCUUACUUUUCAUCAGCGAGCCUGGAGACCAGCUGGCAUCCCAAAAAAUUUUACGAAAAGCACAACGUCUUUGCAACCGAUGUCGCAAAAGUCAUCUCAAUCAGCCGAAAAAUUUGCCUCGACGAAGAGCAAACAUUUGUCAACUGAAUGCAUUAAAUCCUUUAAUAGUGAGUCUACGAGCACAUCGGAAAAUCAAUCCAAGAUGUUAAUGAAAGAAAAUAGAGACCCUCGCGCGAAUCGUGUGACAAAAAUGUUCGAUUAUCCCACGGAAAUGAAACAGCGGCAAAAGCUGCAAAGCGGAGGGAUGUUGCCAAAGAAGAAACGGUCGAGGACCAAGAUCGCCUCAAAAGUUUUAGAUAAAUGCGAUGACGCAAACCCGACCCUGGCAAAAUCGAAAUCGCGCCAUUGUCAAACGCGAAAGAUCAUCCCGAACGAAUCUUCGAAUAAUAUCGAAGAACAUCGUACCGAACCUACCCUGACUUAUAGAAAAUCGAGAACUUUGGAAGUAAUCCACACAUUGAGAAAGAUUAUUGAUAGCGUAAGAGAAAACGACGACGCGGAGGAAAAUGUUAAGAGAAAUGAUCACGAGAAAAACGAUAAUAACGAGAUGCAAAUGUCGCCAAAUAACGACACUUUGCAGAAUGACAAACUACAUUCUACAAAAGAUAUAAAUUUGGAUGAAGCAGAUAGAUAUUCUCGGAGAUCAAUAAGCACGCAGGUGAAAUUAGAUUCCCCUUCGUAUCACGAAAUUGACGCUGAAAAGGAUCAAGAUCUGAUGGAAAUUCUAAAUUUAACUCGAAUUGUUGCAACGCAAACAUUGCCAAGUUAUAUUAGAAAUGUAGUUGAUAUUGGAUGCAACACUCCUGUUAUCGUAUGUAACGAUGUAGGAGUUUCCUGCGAUCUGAUAGGCUCCACAGACUUGACAGAAAUGGAACCAACCAUGAUUGAAGAUAAAUCGACAUCAAAUGUUCAUAUUGAGCCUUCGUCUAUUAAAGUUAAUGUUGAAAACGAAGAUAUUAACAGAAACAAGGAACUUCUGCUUAGUGAAUGCAAGGAAAUAUUAAAUACGAGAUUAAAAUUAGAGAAUUGUGAUAUUCCAGCAAACACGAUAAAUGAUGUUGCUGGAGAAAUAGAAAAGAUUAUGCGUGAAGAAGUAUAUCGAAUUUUUUUUAAAUCAUUAAAAAAUUCUGACGAUAAUACAAACGUUGAUAUCGAUGAAGAACAAGAAUCUACAAAAUGUUCCAGCAACCACAAUGUAAGUAGUACUUCUAUAAAUAAUCUGUUUUCAGAAAAAUCUCGAUCAUCCAUCUGCGAUUACGAUACAUCUUCCUCUUCCGAGGAAAUCGUGGAAGAUCUAACGAGCGAUGUAAUUGCAACUUUUGAGCUUGCAGCAGAGCGUGCGCGCAAUCUUCACGAAGCAGUUAUUAUAUACCACAAAAAUUUAAUGUCAAGAGAAUCUGGGAAGCAAAAUGAAGAGAAGGUUGAAGAUUACGAAACGUCAGAGUUCAGCGAUGAGCAGAAUUGUUUCGAGAAAUAUACUUCUUUUAUAAGUCGCGAAAAUGAAAAUAAGAUAAGAUCCGAAUGCGAUGCGAUAUGUCACUUCGUAAAUAAUGAAUAUUUCAGCGGAUUUUCAACGUGCUCGUCGCGUGACAGUAGUUCCGAUCGAACAUGCGGAACCAAAUUUCUGAAAUCAUCGAAAGACGGGAAUUAUGUUGGGAUGAAACGAGAAGAAGAAAAUGCCGUUUUUUCAGAAAACGAGCGAGCAAUAGCGAGAUCGAUCCUAAACAAACGCUCCGAUCUUGAAGAUGUCAAAUCGAUGAUGCAACUGGUGCAUCGUACUCAAGAGGAUUAUGCACUCGAACUGUUAGAAUCGGAAAAAAGUUUUGAUAUGGAAAAAAUAAAAAAUGAUAAAAUUUUAGCACUUCCCGCGGCGAAUAAAAAAACUUCCCUUAUAUCGCGCGAGUAUCUGCUUUCUUUUAUUUAUUGCAUUGUUUAUACUGUAGUGUUUUGGUAUUUGCAAUAUUCGUUCCGAUGCGAUUCGACGAAAUAAUCUUCCUGUAAUUUUCAUUACAUAUUCAA